AUGCGGAAAGAAGCGACCAUGUUGCGGCCCACGCACAAUGGGGACCGUUAUGAGCUGACCAGUCCGACCGUGAUGCCCAAAGCCGCGGGCUUCCUGUGGAACCAGCAGAUGAUGAUCCAGAUCACCUGCCGCGGCUUCGCAACAGCGCAAUUCAUGCAGCCCGAGCCGGCAAAGUACGCCCACGCGCCCAACAUCGAGGCCAAGACGUUCAUGCAGCCCGAGCAGAACUACUACGCCCACCACCCCGGCCGGUUCGUCUAUAUCAAGGAUGAGGAGACGGGUCAGUUGUUCUCGGCGCCCUACGAGCCCGUCCGCUCGCAGGCCGACCGUUAUGUCUUCUCGGUGGGCAAGAGUGACGUCGCGUGGGCGGUGGAGCAGAACGGCCUCCGCGUCGAGAUGGUCAUGGGCCUGCCGACGCACGACGUCGCCGAGCUGUGGACCAUCAAGUUGACCAACCUGUCGGGCCGUCCGCGCCGGGUCAGUGUGACGCCGUACUUCCCCAUCGGAUUCAUGUCGUGGAUGAACCAGUCGGCCGAGUGGAGCGAGGACCUCGUCGGCGUCGUCGCCAGCAGCGUCACGCCGUACCAGAAAGCGUCCGAGUACUUCAAGAACAAGUACAUCAAGGAUAAGACGUACUUCAUCUGCGAGACGCGGCCCGACUCGUGGGAGGCCAACCAGCAGACGUUUGAGGGCGAGGGCGGGCUUCACAACCCGUCGGGCCUGCAGCAGCCCGGCCUGAGCUGCGGAGAUGCGCGCUAUGAGACCCCCACGGCUGCUGUGCAGUACCGCCUUUCGCUCAAUGCCGGUGACGAGCGUGAGUACCGCUUCAUGUUUGGUCCCGCCUACGACGAGGCCGAGGUCCGCUCCAUGCGUGACCGCUACCUGAGCAAGGCCGCUUUUGCCCGCACUGCUGCCGAGUACGCCGCGUACCAGGACCGCGGGCGCGGCUGCCUGCGCAUCGAGACGCCCGACAAGGACCUGGACAACUUCGUCAACAACUGGCUCCCGCGCCAGGUGUACUACCACGGAGAUGUCAACCGCCUGACCACGGACCCGCAGACGCGUAACUACCUGCAGGACAACAUGGGCAUGAACUACAUCAAGCCAGAUGUUGCCCGCCGCGCGUUCCUGACUGCCGUCGCCCAGCAGGAGGCUAAUGGCUCCAUGCCGGACGGCAUCUUGCUGUCCGAGGGCGCCGAGCUCAAGUACAUCAACCAGAUCCCCCACACUGAUCACUGCGUGUGGCUGCCCGUGACUCUCGAUGUCUAUCUCGCCGAGACGGGCGACUAUGGCCUGCUCAAGGAGCGUGUCCGCACCCCCAAUGGUGACUCUUUCACCGUCUUUGAACGCUUCAGCCGGGCCAUGGACUGGUUGCUCCGGGCGCGCGACGACCGUGGCCUCAGCUACAUUGCCCAGGGUGAUUGGUGCGAUCCCAUGAACAUGGUUGGCUACAAGGGCCGCGGUGUGUCGGGGUGGCUGACGCUUGCGACUGCAUAUGCUCUGAACCUGUGGUCCACCGUCUGCGAAAAGGAAGGCCGGCCCGACCUUGCCAAGAUCUACAGCGCCGGUGCCCAAGAGUGCAACGAUGCUGUCAACGAGCACUUGUGGGACGGGGAUUGGUUUGCCCGUGGCAUCACUGAUGACGACGUCGUCUUUGGCAUCAAGAAGGACCCCGAGGGCCGCAUCUGGCUCAACCCCCAGACGUGGGCCAUGCUCAGCGGCGCGGCGAGCUCGGCGCAAAUCGAGAAGAUGCUGCCGCAGGUCGACUCGCAGCUCAGCACGCCGUAUGGCGUUCUCAUGUUUGCCCCGCCCUACACCAAGAUGCGCGAAGACGUCGGGCGCGUGACGCAAAAGGCCAUCGGCUCGGCUGAGAACGGUGCCGUCUACAACCAUGCCGGCGUCUUCUACAUCUACAGCCUGUAUGAGCUCGGCGGCCAGCAGGACAGGGCGUACACGCUACUGCGCCAGCUGCUGCCCGGGCCCAGCGAUGCCGACUACCGCCAGCGCGGACAACUGCCCAUCUACAUCCCCAACUACUACCGUGGUGCGUGGAAGGAGUUCCCGCGCACGGCCGGGCGGUCCAGCCAGCUGUUCAACACGGGCACCGUCUCGUGGGCGUACCGCUGCUUCGUCGAGGGCCUCUGCGGCCUGCGCGGCGACCCAGAGGGUCUCGUCAUCAACCCGCAGCUGCCGAGCUCGUGGAGCGCCAUCAAGGUCACGCGCCUAUUCCGCGGCGCCACGUUCCAGCUCGACAUUCGGCGCGCUGACGUGGCCCAAGUCACUGUCAAGCACGGCAACCGGAUCCUGCCCGAGGCACGCGUCACGAACAUCAAGGAGGGCGAGACCUACCAGCUCUCCGUGCUGGUGCCCGAGUAG
Molecule: messenger RNA, 2376 nt
Organism: Lasiosphaeria miniovina
Lineage: Eukaryota; Fungi; Ascomycota; Sordariomycetes; Sordariales; Lasiosphaeriaceae
Product: Six-hairpin glycosidase-like protein
Exons: 1
Coding region: 1-2376 (791 amino acids)
Biological process (GO): cellulose catabolic process
Molecular function (GO): carbohydrate binding; hexosyltransferase activity
Source: RefSeq, a predicted model, not a curated record